UUUCGUCGCCAUUGUAUUUAUGUUACGUGUGUGUAGUGAUUUUGCAUAUAGUAGAAAUUAUAAAAUUAUGGUGUAUUUUCGAAAAACGUCAUUUAAGUGGUAGUCGGUAACAAGCCGAUAAAUCUACUUAUCACAGUUUUAUCUUAUUAACUGUGUGUCAAUUGGAACUGGUGAUAUUGAGAGCAAUUAUUCAGCGAUUAAAUUAAGCGGUUACAUUUAUUAAAUUGUAAUAUUUUAACAACUUUAUACAAAUUUACGUCUCAUGUAAACAGCACGCGGAUCAUAUGUGUCAUCCAAUUUAAUGAUCCUUAUUAUGUAAUUUGUGCAAAAGGGAAUGCUAUGCUCAAAAAAUCGUGGCUAACAUUUGCUCGAGUUCGCAUUAUAAGUGGUGUCUUUCGAAAAUGACUGACUUUUCUUCCUCUUCUACUUUUAUGAGGGUAAUCAGUAAUGUGUUAACUUUUGUAAAAUGUAUUGUUAGAACCAGUUUUGUGAUACUCAACAAUGUUUAUUGUAUACCAACAUAUGUAGUAUGGAUGGCGUUAUUGUUCCCUGUAAAAGUCUAUCAGCCACAAGUAUAUUGGAGAAUAGAAGGAUUAUUUUUUCAUUGGUUAUUAGCAAUGGUAUCAAUGUGGACUUGGUCUGCAGGUUAUAGUAUAAUAGAACAAGGUGAUGAUAUACAAAAAAUUAUUAGUGAAAGAACAUUAGUAAUAGCAAAUCAUCAAAGUACUGGUGAUGUUCCUAUACUAAUGACAACAUUUAAUGCUAAACCAAAUAUGUUACCUAAUCUAACAUGGAUUAUGGAUAAGAUUUUUAAAUUUACUAACUUUGGUAUAGUUUCUGUUUUACACCAGGACUUUUUUAUUUUGUCUGGCCGUAAACGAAGAGAAGAAAGUUUAAAGCAAUUAGAAAAACAUUUAAAGGAGUCAUAUAUUCCAUUGAACAGAAAAUGGUUAGUUCUCUUCCCAGAAGGAGGUUUUUUAUGUAAAAGACGAGAGACAUCACAAAAAUAUGCUAAAAAGAAUAAUUUGCCAAUUCUUGAAAAUGUGACAUUACCACGGGUAGGAGCAAUACAAACUAUAUUUGAUACGAUUGGUCCAUCACAAGAAAAUAAUACAGCAGAACAACAAUUGAAUAGCAGACCAAACAUGAUGAUAGCUAAACCAGAAAUUAAGUGGAUUGUUGAUAUAACAAUAGCAUAUCCUCAAGGUAAACCACUUGAUUUACCAACAAUUAUUACUGGUUCACGGUCACCAUGUGAAACAGUAUUAUUUUACCGAGUUUUUCCUAGUUCAGUGGUUCCACGAGAACCAGAACUGUUGUCUAAAUGGUUAUAUGAUAGGUGGGUCGAAAAAGAAGCACUUUUGGAAAACUUUUACAAAUAUGGAACAUUUCUUGGCACACAAGCGUCUGCCAAUGAAGGUUCCAAAAUUCAUCAGGAUCCAUUGAGAUUCCUAGUCCUUCAUUUAUUUUUUAUAACGUCUAGUUAUAUACAUUAUAAUAUGUUUGCAUAUGUGCUAUCUUGCUUCUGGUAAAGCGUUUUAUGCUAUACAAGAAAUUACGUUUUUGUAUAAGUAAAAUUAUAAGUAAAAUUAAGUAAAAUUAUAAUGUAGUAAAGUAAAAGUAUU
Messenger RNA from Eufriesea mexicana, 1625 nucleotides. RefSeq names its product acyl-CoA:lysophosphatidylglycerol acyltransferase 1. The record is from RefSeq and is a predicted model, not a curated record. Gene Ontology annotation, molecular function: acyltransferase activity. The coding region runs from base 402 to 1532 and encodes 376 amino acids. NCBI's taxonomy places the organism in Eukaryota, Metazoa, Arthropoda, Insecta, Hymenoptera, Apidae. The transcript is spliced from 6 exons. Gene Ontology annotation, biological process: phosphatidylinositol acyl-chain remodeling. Gene Ontology annotation, cellular component: endomembrane system; endoplasmic reticulum.